GGUUUGGGCGCGGGGAGCAUAAAGGCGCCGGACGCCGGGCGCGGACUCGGUUUUCUGCUCGCUGCGUUUAGCGUUUCGGCCACGUGCAGUUCCAGCUCCCGCGCCGCAGCGCAGCAUCUCCCGGCGCCUGCGUUGAAAGGGUGUCUGCUGCGAGCAUGCCGGUGGUCAGGAUGCUGCGGGAGGUUGCCGGCCGGAUGCUGCAGGGCCCGGCCUGUGGCUGCCGGACGCCCGCCCUGCCCUGCCGGUUUCUGGGCACCUCCCCUCGGCAGAUUCCAGCGGAUGCCAACUUCCACUCCACCUCGUUCUCUGAAGCAGACCCGCCACGUGUCUUAAUUACAGGGGGUCUUGGCCAGCUUGGAGUGGGGCUUGCUAGCUUUUUGAGGAAGCGAUUUGGGAAGGACAACGUGAUUCUGUCCGACAUUCGGAAGCCGCCCGAGCACGUCUUCCUUAGCGGCCCGUUUAUUUAUUCCGACAUCCUGGAUUACAAGAACCUUCGGGAGACCGUGGUGAACAACCGCGUCACUUGGCUGUUUCACUACAGUGCUCUGCUCAGCGCAGUGGGGGAAGCAAACGUGUCCCUGGCAAGAGCCGUGAACAUCACUGGGCUGCACAAUGUUCUGGAUGUUGCGGCGGAACACGGCCUGCGGUUGUUUGUGCCAAGCACCAUUGGGGCUUUCGGACCGACUUCUCCGCGGAACCCAGCCCCCGAUCUCUGUAUUCAGAGACCCAGGACUAUCUACGGGGUGUCCAAGGUCCACGCGGAGCUCAUGGGGGAGUAUUAUUACUACCGGUAUGGGUUAGAUUUCCGCUGCCUGAGAUACCCUGGGAUCAUUUCUGCUGACUCUCAGCCUGGAGGAGGAACAACUGACUAUGCGGUGCAGAUUUUCCACAGCGCUGUCAAGAACGGCAGGUUUGAGUGCAACCUGGAACCCGGCACGCGGCUCCCGAUGAUGUACAUUGAUGACUGUCUCCGGGCCACCCUGGAGGUCAUGGAGGCCCCGGCCGAGUCCCUCUCCAUGCGGACCUACAACAUCAAUGCCAUGAGCUUCACCCCCGCGGAGCUGGCCCAGGAGGUCCUCAAGCACAUCCCGGAAUUCCAGAUCACGUACAACGUGGACUCUGUCCGCCAGGCCAUAGCGGAUAGUUGGCCGAUGAACUUUGAUGACAGCAACGCUCGGAAGGACUGGGGGUGGAAACACGAUUUUGACCUCCCGGAGCUGGUGACGACCAUGUUGAAUUUCCAUGGUUCCGAGAGCAGAAUUGCACAAGCCAACUGAAGGGGCCGGAGGAAAAGCUCGUGAGUCCCGGGGCGGCAGGGGGUAAACCAGAACAACCCCAAGUCUCCAGACCCCAAGGAAUCCAGACAAUCUGGAAUUGAAGGACUAAUGGGACUAAAUUUUUGCAGCUCAUAUUGAACUACCAGGUGGAAGACUGUGUUGGCUUUAGCGUUUUCUCAGUGCUGGAGGUUUGGUGGUAGGACUUCUGAAUCUUUGCUGUUUGCCUAAACUUGUCCAAACACACACACCACAGAAUGAAGGCUUAAGUCAUAAUAGUUUCCAUUUCCGUAAUUAAGAUGAAGCCACCAUUUCUGGGAAGGUGGAAGUAUGUGACGUUUGUAUUAAAUUAAAGUUACUUUAAAUAUCA
Messenger RNA from Camelus dromedarius (Arabian camel), 1644 nucleotides. Its product is annotated as L-threonine 3-dehydrogenase, mitochondrial. The transcript has 9 exons. The record is from RefSeq and is a predicted model, not a curated record. Bases 156 to 1277 code for a protein of 373 amino acids. Gene Ontology annotation, biological process: L-threonine catabolic process. Gene Ontology annotation, molecular function: L-threonine 3-dehydrogenase activity. Lineage: Eukaryota; Metazoa; Chordata; Mammalia; Artiodactyla; Camelidae.